UGUCUUGCACUUUGCGCGGAGGGAGAGAGAGCGAGAGAGAAAAGAGAAAAAAAAAAAAAAAAAAGCCAGCCAGAAGAGGAGGCCAGCGGCAUGAAGUGUUAACUCCCCCGUGCCAAGGCCCGCGCCGCCCGGACAGCCGCCCUCCCGCAGCGCCUCCAGCUCCAAGCGGCCGCCGCGCGCCUCGCCUGCAGCCCAGCCCGCGAGACGAACCCUCCUUAUGCAAAGCGCGCAGCGGAGCGGCGAGCGGGGGACGCCGCGCACCGGGCCGGGCUCCUCAGGCUUCGCCACAGCCGCCGCCCGCCGAAGACCUUCCAGAGCCUGAAGCCGCCGGCUCGGCGCGCGCGGAGGCGAGCAGGCGAGGAGGGGCCGGGGCUAGCGAGCGAGCACAUUGGCGUGAGCAGGGAGGAGGGAGGGCGGGCGCGGGGGGCGCGGGCAGGGCGGGGGGGUGUGUGCGCGCUCGGAGCUUUCGGGCCAGCCACCGCCGAUCGAGCUAGAAGCGCCCCAGCCCGGCAAGCUGGCUCACCCGCUGGCCACCCAGCACAGUCCGCUGGUCCCUCUCCUGCAGCCCAUCUGGCGGAGCGGCGGCGGCGGCGGCGGAGGCAGGAGAAUGGCAUCAGAACUGGCAAUGAGCAACUCCGACCUGCCCACCAGUCCCCUGGCCAUGGAAUAUGUUAAUGACUUCGAUCUGAUGAAGUUUGAAGUGAAAAAGGAGCCGGUGGAGACCGACCGCAUCAUCAGCCAGUGCGGCCGUCUCAUCGCCGGGGGCUCGCUGUCCUCCACCCCCAUGAGCACGCCUUGCAGCUCAGUGCCCCCUUCCCCCAGCUUCUCGGCGCCCAGCCCGGGCUCGGGCAGCGAGCAGAAGGCGCACCUGGAAGAUUACUACUGGAUGACCGGCUACCCGCAGCAGCUGAACCCCGAAGCGCUGGGCUUCAGCCCCGAGGACGCAGUCGAGGCUCUCAUCAGCAACAGCCACCAGCUCCAGGGUGGCUUCGAUGGCUACGCGCGCGGAGCGCAGCAGCUGGCCGCGGCGGCUGGAGCCGGCGCCGGCGCCUCCCUGGGCGGCAGCGCAGAGGAGAUG
Messenger RNA from Chrysochloris asiatica (Cape golden mole), 1078 nucleotides. RefSeq names its product v-maf avian musculoaponeurotic fibrosarcoma oncogene homolog (gene MAF). Lineage: Eukaryota; Metazoa; Chordata; Mammalia; Afrosoricida; Chrysochloridae. Gene Ontology annotation, cellular component: nucleus. The record is from RefSeq and is a predicted model, not a curated record. The annotation marks the transcript as partial. The transcript has a single exon. Gene Ontology annotation, biological process: regulation of transcription by RNA polymerase II; lens fiber cell differentiation. Gene Ontology annotation, molecular function: DNA-binding transcription factor activity, RNA polymerase II-specific; RNA polymerase II cis-regulatory region sequence-specific DNA binding.